This is a messenger RNA of Colletotrichum destructivum, 2601 nucleotides long. Its product is annotated as Putative alpha-L-rhamnosidase, concanavalin-like domain, six-hairpin glycosidase superfamily. Gene Ontology annotation, biological process: carbohydrate metabolic process. The transcript is spliced from 2 exons. The coding region runs from base 1 to 2601 and encodes 866 amino acids. The record is from RefSeq and is a predicted model, not a curated record. NCBI's taxonomy places the organism in Eukaryota, Fungi, Ascomycota, Sordariomycetes, Glomerellales, Glomerellaceae.
AUGGCUGUGUCGAUUUCUCAGGUGACCUUCGAACACCAUCGACUGGCCUUCGGCAUUGCCGAGUCGGAACCGCGUAUCUCGUGGCGGUUCGACGGCAACGCUGUUGACUGGGAACAGAGCGCCUACGACGUUGAGAUCUCCAGAGGCACAGAUGGCUCUUCCAACAUCCACAAAUUCAACUCGUCCACAUCGCUCCUCGUGCCCUGGCCCGAGCAAGCCCUCCAGACGGCAGAACAAGCCACUGUGAGAGCUCGCGCCCACGGCAAGCCCGGCCAGCCAUCCACCCCUUGGUCCGACUGGGUCACGGUUGAGACAGGGCUCCUUAACUCCAGCGACUGGGCCGGUGCCGUUCCCAUUGCGGCCGACAGAGACACCGAAGUUGACGCUCCCAAACGCCCGAUAUACUUCAGAAAAUCCUUCCCAGUUGGCGCCAACGUCACCCGCGCUCGUUUGUACAUCACAGCCUUGGGGAUCUACGAGGCCGAAAUCAACGGCAGGAGAGUUGGAGACUACGUUCUGGCGCCUGGUUGGCAAUCGUACAACUACCGCCAUGUAUACGACACAUACGACGUCACGGAACUCGUCACCGGCGGAGAAAACGCCAUAGGUGUUGCCGUCGGCGAAGGCUGGUUCUCCGGACGACUGAGCUACGGCGGCGGUGUCCGAAACAACUAUGGCGACACCAUUGGCCUUCUCUCUCUUCUUGUCGUGACCCUCGACGACGGGAGUGUGGUCAAAGUACCGACCGACCCGACCUGGCAAGCAAACACAGGCCCCGUGGUGUCAUCCGAGAUCUACAACGGCGAACAUUAUGACUCGACACUCGAGGCGGCCGUUGAAGGGUGGUCCUCCGCAACGUUUGAGGCCAACAACUGGUUGUCAGUCAAGGAGCUGCCCGCACUGAAGGGCGAAAUUGAGGAGAGGAAACCCGAGUCCAUUUUUGAGUCGCCUUCCGGCAAAACUAUUAUCGACUUUGGCCAGAACCUGGUAGGUUGGCUUCGGCUCACGGUCUCGGGACCCAGUGGGACAAACAUCACGCUUCACCACGCCGAAGUCUUGGAAGACGGAGAGCUCGCCCUCCGGCCGCUCAGAGUCGCCACCGCUGCCGACUCCCUCAUCUUGCACGGGAACGGCAACCAGACUUGGGAGCCGCGCUUCACUUUCCACGGAUUCCGCUACGCCCAGAUCGACGGAUGGCCUCAAGAGACCCCGUUGACUGCGGAAUCCGUCACCGCAGUGGUUGUCCACAGCGACAUGGAACAGACUGGUUGGUUCGAAUGCUCGAAUCCACUACUGAACAAGUUCCAUCAAAACGUGCGAUGGUCUAUGAAGGGCAACUUUCUGUCGAUCCCCACCGAUUGUCCCCAACGUGACGAGCGACUUGGGUGGACCGGCGACGCGCACGCCUUCGCUCCGACAGCAAACUAUCUCUACGACGCGGCCGGCUUCUGGAAGGGUUGGCACAAGGACAUUUGGUCCGAGAUGCAGCGCAACGAUUCCAUGGUCGUACCUUUCACCAUCCCUACGAUUCCCCCGAAUGAUCCGGCGAUGCCGGCUGCAGUGUGGGGUGAUGUUGCAGUCGCCAAUCCCUUCAACAUCUACCAAGCCUUUGGUGAUGUUGCCCUCCUGGAAGAGCAGUAUCUCCAAUCUCAGGCAUGGAUUGAUACAGGAAUCAGUCGCAACGAGGUUGGCCUGUGGAACCGGAGUUCGUUCCAGUUCGCCGACUGGCUUGAUCCGAAGGCCCCCUCUGAAGAGCCGGGCAAUGCUACGACGGCGAAACAUUUGGUUGCUGAUGCGUACCUCAUCCACAUGACCGAGUUUCUUGCCAACAUGUCAGCAAGUCUUGGCCGUGAUGAAGCGGCGGCCAAGUACAGAGCUCAGCGGGACAAUUUGACGGCAGCAUUCCAUGAUGCCUGGGUUCAGGAUGGCGCCCUCGCUAACGAGACGCAGACGGCGUACGCCAUGGCCCUCAACUUUGGCCUCUUCACAGACGAAGCGCAACGUUCGGCUGCCGCCGAGAAACUGCGGCAGAUCGUCGCAGACAACGACUAUCUCGUCGGUACUGGCUUUGCCGGCACUCCUCCGUUGGGCUUCGCCCUCCGAGAUAUUGGUGCUACCGAGGACUUUUACCGCAUGCUUCUUCAGACACGCGUGCCCUCGUGGCUGUAUCAGGUUGUCCAGAACGGCACGACCACAUGGGAGCGAUGGGACAGUCUUCUCGCAAACGGCAGCGUCAACCCUGGCGAGAUGACCAGUUUCAAUCACUACGCGUUCGGCUCGGUUGCGAACUGGAUGCAUCAAGUCAUCGGCGGCAUUGCACCCGCGGAGCCUGGCUGGAAGCGCAUCACCGUUGCCCCGGUUCCCGGUGGUAACAUCACCAGCGCCAACUCGAAAUACAUCAGCCCUUACGGAGAGGUCAAGGUCCAGUGGUGGUUUGAGAAGAAUGCGGAGGAGAACGCUGCACAUCGCAAUGGGUUCCACCUGAAUGUCGAGAUUCCACCUAACACAAAGGCGGACAUCACGUUGCCCAACGGAGGGGAGACACAAGAAGUCGGGUCUGGUUAUUACGAGUUCCACGAUCCAAGUUACCAGUUGGCUUGA